Messenger RNA from Pocillopora meandrina, 2166 nucleotides. The record is from the annotation of a GenBank genome assembly. Lineage: Eukaryota; Metazoa; Cnidaria; Anthozoa; Scleractinia; Pocilloporidae.
AUGCCAUUUGCUUUGAUGCUCGUUCCGCUGCAAGAAAUUCAUGAAAUUUGCAACAUGUACAUCAGGGCUUACUUUGCUGGAAGGUUUUUUCUGUUGGCAAAUUCAUUUCUCAAUCCAGUUGUUUAUUGUUUCCACAUGCCAGAGUUCAAGUAGAUUCUUAGAAGAAUGUUCAGUUGUAAUAGGGUGGGGUAAACUCAAAUUGAGUCGAAAAUUAUUAGUAUAGUUAUGGAGCUGCCGCGACUUGUCUAAAAACGCGUUAUUGUGCUUUUUUUCCGCAAAGUACUGAGAUAUAAUUGUGUUUAGACAGUUUUUCACUAACUCCCAAAUUAUUUCUAUUCGCUUAGAAUAGUUUUCACAAAUGGGCUCUGCUUCUUAUCCAUUUUUCCAUUGCUUUCUCAUUUUUUAAAGCUACGUGCUGCAAAGGUGGUAAACGUAGGUAAGCUGGAACGGAGCAGCACUGUUUAAAGGAAAAACAUAAAUUAAAUUCACCUCAAUAGUAGCCUUUUUCUACCGGUGACUUAGUGCUUUUAUGUUUGUAAUUUUAAUCUGGAAUACGGUUGUUAUUGUCAAAGUUUGUCGAUUUAUCUUAACUACGACAACUCUUGCCAGAAGCUUCCGCAAAACAAAUAAUGUGGUAAAAUUAUAGUCAAAGAGUUAUAAUUUAGCGUCUUCAACCUUGAAAUUAAAUUUUAACAACACAAUUCUUCGAUAUGUUAUCAUAGCUUACAAUGAACCUGUCAAAUUUAGUGUUUUACGUCGAGAGUAAUUUCAGCUUCCUAAUUUAAGUCCGGAAAUGUCAAAAAAAGGUUAUUAAAAAAAUCCAUACUCUUCGUUUCCAUGAAGCGAGUAGUUUUAAUUAAUUUUAAUUACGCCAUACAUGAAUCCCACAUUCUCGCUUUUGCAACUCUUCACGUUACAAUAUGCAUUUGAUGGAUGCGCAAUCAAUAUGAUUACUGAUGACAAUAGGUCCCAGUACAGAAAAGGUGAAAUUAAUAUUAUUCAUGAAGUUUCCAUUGAAACUAUAUUUAUUAAAAGCGGAAGAAAGUUGAAACAAAACAAACAAACAAGACAAAUUUUCGUCAAAAUGAAAAGAGGCUGUUGAUUUGUCAACGUCCUUCCCUUCGUCAAAAUUGCUAGAAUUAUUUCUGGAAAGGUAAACGAUGAUUUAUUUUGGUCAAAAACUUUAAUGAGAACAUCAACUGUGUUCUUAUAUUGGUAUACUUUAUGUUCAUUUCGAUAGGAUAUUCUAUGGAUGAGCAAAACCGUUAAAAAAAAUGGAACCAGAAAAGUGAAUCCAUUCUGAAAGAAAGAACACUUACUUUAAAAAUGUGCAUUUCUAGCGAGUUCUUUGCGUGGACAGCUCUCUUCAUAACAGUGACCAUUGCUAUCAUCGGAGGAAAUAUCAUCACCAUUAUUGUCUUCUGGAAAUUGAGAUCCGUUCUAAAAAGAACUUAUUACCUUUUGAUAAACCUUGCGAUCGCUGAUUUAAUUGUUGGUUUUGGAGGGGCUGUAUUCACAAGUACGAGCAUUUUGAAGCUUAACAGUACAGAAGAAAGUCCAGCGUCUACAAUUGCUAGGUUCUUACGAAUGGAUGUUUUCUCUGGUACCGCGUCUUUGACGACUUUGUUAUUUAUCGCCGGAGAAAGAUUUUUGGCAAUUGCUUUCCCUUUUCUUCACAAGGUAAUCACAAUACGUUUCUACAUGAAGUGCAUCGCAGUGGUGUGGAUUACUUCUUUUCUUAUGACCGGAAUCAUUUUCUCGUCAGGCAUAUUUCCUACUUCUUUUUGCCGCACCAUUUCCCGAGGAAUCCUCGGUUACUUUACGAUCGUCUGCUUGAUCGCCAUAAGCACUUUAUACACCGCGAUAUGGGUGGUCUCCAGAAAGGUGAAUGUUCGAAUACCUCGAAAUAGACGAGAUCAGAACAAGAGACUUGCUAAAACCUUGGCUAUUGUGACACUUACAUCUCUCAUUGGUCGGAUUCCCCUUUCAGUACACACUGUCACUCCUUUCUCUAAAAUAGAUGGAAACUGCUUCUUAUCCGGACCACGUAUCAUUGCACCUUUCCUUCAAAUGGCAAACUCUGUUAUCAAUCCAUUAGUGUAUUGUUAUCGCAUGUCUGAAUUUCGCGCAGUUCUUAAACAAAACUUUCCAACGUGCAGAAACUCC